AUGGGAAAAAGAAUGAAAGAUAAAUUUGACAAGUACUGGGGACUUUGGCACACAAAGGAGAAGGACAUGAAUGACAGAGAGAAGGAAAAGGCGAAGGGGAAGGGAAGGGGUAAGGAGAAGAAGAAGCAGAAUAUCAAUUUACUGAUUUUUGUUGCUGCAGUUAUUGAUCCAAGAUACAAGCUAUCUCUGUUCACAAAUGCUAUUGUUGAUGAAAUAUUUGGUGAGGAAAAGGGACAUCAAGUUUGGGAAGCUCUUAAAGCUUCUGUCCAUAACUUAUUUGAUGAAUAUAGGGAUCUUUAUGCUCCAACUGAAUUACCAAAUCAAGUACCCGAACCAAGACAAUCAAAGGGAGACAGAGGAGCCUUGUUCACUGAUGUUAUAAAAAAGAAGUUGAAGAUGAACAAUGGUUCGAUUAUGUAUGUCAAGUCAGAACUUGAUAAAUAUCUAGCUGAAGAUACCGAGGAUAUAGAGAGCAAUGUUGACAUUCUAGCUUGGUGGAAGAACAAUGCCGCUCGAUUUCCAAUAUUGGCACGCUUGGCCCAUGAUGUCCUUGUUAUACCCAUCUCAACAGUAGCAUCAAAGUCUGCUUUCAACAGAAGUGGGCGUAUUUUAGAUGACUUUCGUACAUCCCUUACUCCAUUCAUGUUGGAAACUAUGGUGUGUGCACAAGAUUGGCUGAGAAUGGGAACACCUAUUGACAUUCAAGAAAGUAUGGAGGAGUUGCAUGAGCUUGUGUGGACUGGUGUUGGAGAGUUGCUGAUGUGUGGACGCCGGUCCCUGGCAUCGCCGUGGACACGCUGUUCCUCCUCGUCAUCCAGGCGCUCGCCAUCAUCCUCGUCUCCAACCUCUUCCACUCCUUGCUCCGGCGGUACAACCAGCCCAAUGCCAUCUCCGUCAUAUGCAGUGCAGGGUCAAUUAACUAGCUGGCAACGGCAUGUAUGUAUGUAUCUCGCGUGCGUGCAGGCCGGCAUGGUGGUGGGCGGCAUGGGGCUCCGCAACGCCAUCGUGCACAUCGACGUGGACAAUGUGGAGGACAUGUACAACGGGUACAUCGCGGCGACGCGCAUCCUCUACAUGUUCCUCGUCGGCCUCGAGACGGACAUCGCGUCGCUGCGGAGCACCGCCCGGCGCUGCGUUGCCUUCACCUACGCCACGGUGGCGGCGAGCCUCCUCCUCGCGGCCAUCGUGUCGAGUGGGAUGUACGGGAGCAUGAUGCACUCCCCGGUGAGGACGCCCGAGAUGCUGGCCGCCACCCUCAUGGUGGCGCUGACAAACACGUCGUCCCUGUCGGUCGCGCGGAUCGCCGACGACCUCAAGCUCACGGUGACCGAGAACGGGCGGCUCCUCGUGAGCGCCGCCAUCGGCACUAACAUCAUAUGCGUCAUCGGCGACGGCGUGCUGCGGUCCACGAGGAUGGCGAGGGAGAACAGUAUGGACGUCUCCCAGGGCUUCGUCGCGCUAACCGGGGUGGGGCUCGCCCUAUGGCUGGUGCGGCCCGCCGUAACACGCGUCAACCAGCGCAACGUCGGGCAGCACCAUGUGAGGAGACGCGACCUGGCGUUCAUGAUCUCGGCCAUCUGGAUCGUCGGAAACUUCCCGCAGAAGCUUGGCUUCGACGGGUUGCCCACGAGCUUCGCUCUGGGGCUGGUGUUCCCGAGGGAAGGCCCCGCGGCACGGUCCGUCGCGGACGCCCUCGUGCCACCCGUGAACGGAUUGCUGAUCCCCUUCUACUUCGCCACCAUCGGGAUGCGGAUGAACUUCAACACCAUGUCUGGUGCCAUCAUCCUGCCCGGCGUGCUCAUGAUGCUGCUCGGCCUUGUCGGCAAGGCCAUCGGCGCGGCGGUGGCCUCCGCGUACCUCAACAUCCCGCUCUGCGACGCCCUCCGCUUCAGCGUGCUGCUCAACGUGAAGGGCCACGUGGACACCAUGAACAUGCAGUUCGCCAAAUCAGAAGGGGUGUGGGCGGAGCAAGCACUGUACGCGAUGAUCAUCGGCAACCUCGCAAGCACGCUGGUGGCUGGUCCGGCGGCGGCGGUUUUUGUGCGCAAGGAGAAAGAGGCGUACGCGAUGACGCACCAGGCCCUGGAGUCGUUGCGCGAGGAGGCGGAGCUGCGCAUGAUGACGUGCUCUCACAGCGCGCACUCCAUGCCCGCCCUGCUCAGCCUGGUGGAGCUGAUGGUGAUGGAGCCGGCCAAGCAGCCGGCGGUCCAGGUCGUCCACCUGUUCGAGGGCGGCCAUAAGCGUGCCGCUGCGGCGGCCGCGGCGGCGUCCCCGACGACGCCGUACCUGCCGCCAAUCAUCGACGAGUAUGACGCCGGACGCGAGGCCAUCAACGACAUGAACACGGUGGUGGACCUGUACCUGCGGUCGACGGGCAUCGCCUUGCAGCAGAUCGACGUGGUGUGCAGCAGCGCGUCCCGGGACGUGGACGCCGUGUGCCGCUGCGCCGCGGAGGCGCGCGCCGCCCUGCUCCUCCUCCCCUGCUACAGGGAGCAGCGGUACGACGGCAAGAUGGCGUGCCGGCUGGAGGAGCGGCGCGAGCUGAACGUGGGCGUGCUCGCCAAGGCGCCGUGCACCGUGGGCCUCCUGAUGGACCGGCCCUACAGGAGCAGCGGCGCCAGCUUCCAGGUCCCCACCAGCGUGGACACGAGCACCAGCACGCUGCUGCACCCGUGCAGCGACAGGGCGGUGAGGCACGUCAUCGCGGCGGUGUUCCUCGGCGGGGCCGACGACCGCGAGGCCGUGUCCGUCGCCUCCCGGCUGGCCGAGAACCCCAACAUCGGGCUCACAGUGUUCCGGUUCGUGAAGCUCAGCACGUACGACACCGUGACGUCGUCGUCCUCCAGGUCGGCCGCGGCCGCGGCGUGCGAAGGGCUGAGCCGGCCGUUCAACGACGCGGAGGUGGACGAGCGGUUCAUGUGGAGGUUCUACGAGAACUACGCGGCGACGGAGAUGGCUAUGUACGUGGAGAAGGUGGUGGAGAGCCCGGCGGACGUGGUGGAGACGCUGGACGCCAUGGCCGGGAUGUUCUCGCUGGUGAUCGUGGGGCGGGCCGGGCGGCAGCCCAAGGAGCUGCUGGUCGGGCUGGACGAGUGGGCGGAGGCCGGGCGGGAGUUGGGCGCCGUGGCGGAGAUCCUGGCGUCCAAUACGUCUAUGGAGAUGGGCUCCGUGCUCAUCAUGCAGCAGCACAGGGUGCUUGUGCAGGUGCCCCGAUGA
Molecule: messenger RNA, 3216 nt
Organism: Aegilops tauschii subsp. strangulata
Lineage: Eukaryota; Viridiplantae; Streptophyta; Magnoliopsida; Poales; Poaceae
Source: RefSeq, a predicted model, not a curated record